Molecule: messenger RNA, 383 nt
Organism: Caenorhabditis sp. 36 PRJEB53466
Lineage: Eukaryota; Metazoa; Nematoda; Chromadorea; Rhabditida; Rhabditidae
Source: the annotation of a GenBank genome assembly
AUGUUCCUCGGAGCCGCACACCGUUCCGUCCUGCUCUCGCUCUUCGUUCUCGCACUUACCGUAUCCCACUCCUCGUGUCGGCUAGUUAUGGACGAAUCCACCUCGAAAGCGGACGACGUCGAGUCUCCUUCGUGUGCAGUAUUGGCAGACGAACCAGUCGGAGAAGUGAUGGAGAGGAUAUGUGACAUGUGCCAUGAGCUGAGUUCCCACUCCCGUCCGAACAUGAGGCUCGAAUGCAGGUAAUCCUCAGACCCCCCCCCCCUGACGGUCCCUCACCUCUGUUCAUUUGCAGAGCCAAUUGCUUUUCGACGGACGCCUUCCGGGAAUGUCUGAAACUGUUCACUCCGCGUCGUCACACGCGGCACCUCCGCUCCAAGUACUGA